Molecule: messenger RNA, 798 nt
Organism: Drosophila sechellia
Lineage: Eukaryota; Metazoa; Arthropoda; Insecta; Diptera; Drosophilidae
Exons: 2
Coding region: 1-798 (265 amino acids)
Source: RefSeq, a predicted model, not a curated record
AUGCUACAAAUCCUUAUUGUUUUACUCGGUAUUGUUUUACAAACUGCCGAUGUAGCAAGUGUACACAUUUCUAUUUGCAAUCAAAAUGGAUCCCCUAAUGUGGAGAGCCGACUGAACGCAUUUGGUGACAUUCUGAAUGAAAAAUUGGGAAUCAUUGAACAGCGAGUGAAGCAAUUGGAAAUUCAGCAAAACACAUUUCUUGAAACUUUAAAUGCGAGAUUGGAAAAUAAACCUAUACAUAAAUCAAAAGGUCAAAACGAAGGUGCGCAGUCUUUGGAUAAGAGAACGAAGGAAUGGAAUUUAAGCCCAUCUUACACUGAGGUGGUGGAUCGACUAGAAGCUUAUGAAAGUACUACGGAUACCAAAACUUUUGUAACCGAAAAGUCUGUCGAAGAUCCUGUGAAUUUUGAUUGGAAAACGCCAAACAUUUCUCUAUUAAAGUUUAUAAACAUGUAUUUGGCGAGAAUGAAACAACUUAACCAGGGAAGUACUACUGAACGUACUACUGAAAGUACUACUAAAAGUACUACUGAAAGUACUACUGAAAGUACUAUUGAAAGUGUUAUUGAAAGUACUACUGAAAGUACCUCUACCAUCGAAUCGGAAUCAACAGAUGCAACCGAAGAACCACCGCAGUUUGAUGGUAGCUCUCCAUAUGAAUUUAUGAUAGAUUACAUGUUAAGGGAACUUAAAGACGUGGAGGAAAGUGAUCUACCAAAUAGCAAAUCUUCUCUGCAGGAAUUCGUUAAUAAGGCAAUAGAGGAUUAUAAAAAGUGGAUGAAAUUAGGAGUUAAUUAA